Zea mays is the source of this 1323-nucleotide messenger RNA. RefSeq names its product actin-related protein 2/3 complex subunit 3. Gene Ontology annotation, biological process: regulation of actin filament polymerization; Arp2/3 complex-mediated actin nucleation. The coding region runs from base 505 to 1047 and encodes 180 amino acids. Gene Ontology annotation, cellular component: cytoskeleton; Arp2/3 protein complex. The transcript is spliced from 3 exons. Lineage: Eukaryota; Viridiplantae; Streptophyta; Magnoliopsida; Poales; Poaceae. The record is from RefSeq and is a predicted model, not a curated record.
AUAUAUGUACACAGUAAUAUAAUCUCUAAGCUCCUCAUGUUGCUACAUUUGUAAACUUCAAUAUUUCAUUACUGCUACAAAUCUAUGUACGGUUCCAGUUGACUAUGGUAGCUUCCUUGCUUUCUGUUCUUGUCUUACCAGUCUGAGCUAAAGUUUUAUUUAUUAAAUUGUGAUGCAAUGUUGCAUCAAUGCUGGACUUCGGCAUUUGAAUUUUACGUGCACUCUGGUUUUUAUGUUGUUUACUGUCCAUCUUUCUCCUAAUCAAUAAAAUGCUUUGAUUACUAUUGACAUUAUGUGAACUUCGAUUUAUAUGUUGUUUAUUAUCCAUAUUUGGCCCUAUCCAUGAAAUUAUUUGAUUCAUGUUCAUAUAAUACUUAGAAGAAUGUUAUGUAAGCCUCAAAUUCUCUAAUUUGAGUUGCUAUCCAGUUUAACACAUUAAUUCAACUGUCUAAAUGUAUCGUUUAAAAAAACUCGCGCAAAGCGCGAGCAAGUUACUAGUAAUAAAUGCAUGAAAUGAAUGGCCAGGUUUACCACUCUAGUUUCGCUGAUGAUAAUGGGAUCACAAAAGCUUGCAGCUGUCCUUUGCUUCCACUGAAAACUCAUAUCAAGGGCCCGGCACCAGCCUCUGACCCUGAUAAAGCGGACAUUGUUGAUGAAGCCAUAACUUUCUUUCGAGCCAAUGUUUUCUUCAAAAAUUUCCAUGUGAAAAGCUCAGCAGACAAGUUAUUGAUCUAUCUGACGUUUUAUAUCAAUAUUGCCUUAAAAAGACUAGAAGGUUGCCGGACACUAGCUGUUGGGACUAAAGCAAUCAUUAAUUUGGGAUUGGAGAAAGUUCCUGUACCUAGGGAACCAGGGUUUCCUUUCCCUGGACUUUUCACUCUUCCCCAGUCCCAGGAGGAAGCAGAAUUGUUGAGGAAUUAUUUGAAGCAGAUAAGGGAGGAAACAAGUGGAAGAUUGCUCAACUGUGCAUACAGAGCUAAUGGCUUUCCAAACAAGUGGUGGUUGGCUUUUGCUAAGAGGAAGUUCAUGAACAUUGUCAUCCUUUAGACUUGGGCUUUUUGUACCAACUGUUUCAAGCUGUUUUUCACUCAUGAUCGUGUGAAGUAUCCACACACAACAAAGAUAGUUAUCCUACAUCCCAAAGUAACAAGCCAAAGACUUCGAUGAUAGGAUAGAUGAAUGACAUAAGAUAAAUUAUUUGUUCCCAAUUUGCGAUGUAUAACCGUGGGAACAGUAAUUAUCAUGUUGUAUUGCCUUUUGUAAUUCUCACCCUGCUAUAUCAGAGAGACGAAACCUGAUACAGGGUAUAUUCUACAAUGAUGU